Cyphomyrmex costatus is the source of this 982-nucleotide messenger RNA. Its product is annotated as UPF0585 protein C16orf13 homolog A. NCBI's taxonomy places the organism in Eukaryota, Metazoa, Arthropoda, Insecta, Hymenoptera, Formicidae. The record is from RefSeq and is a predicted model, not a curated record. The coding region runs from base 192 to 866 and encodes 224 amino acids. The transcript has 3 exons.
UUGCAUCACUGCUCUCCAGUUCACAGUGCACAGUCCAUAGGUCUACUGCUUUCACGAACGUUUAGCGAAUGUCGAAUACCCGUAAUAAAAAUAUAUAUAGUUAUGCGUUAAAUGCGUAACCGUCAUCUUCAGUAAUUGGUGUGCAAUCUCUUGCUAUAGAUGCCACGACUAUAAGCAUAACACACAUAUAAAUGAACAUUAUUCAUUACGCUGUUAAUCACAGGUCACACAUUAUGGCUACCCAAAAGCUCGUUUAUCCUGCGGCGAACCGUAAUAAAGAUCCAAUAUUAUCAGUUUUAAAACGAUAUAUUCAACCUGGUAUAAAUCAGACCCUCCUGGAGAUAUCCUCCGGUACGGGACAACACGUGGCACAUUUCGCACCGCAUUUUCCACAAGUUACGUUUUAUCCCUCGGAAUACGACUCAAAACUUCUGGACAGCAUCGCUGCGUACGCGAAUGGAUACUCUAAUAUAAAACGUCCCAUUAGAAUUGACAUCACCACUGACUAUCGGUUAUGGGGUAACGGCAGCUUCAAAUCGAAUAGCUUGGAAUAUAUAUAUAAUGCGAACAUGAUACAUAUUUCGCCGUAUCAGUGCACUAUUGGUUUAUUUAACAAUGCGAGUCAGUUGCUGAAGCCAAAUGGGCUACUAAUUACUUACGGACCGUACGCUUUUGAUGGUCAAAUCACUCCGCAGAGUAAUAUAGAUUUCAACGAAUCCUUGAAAUUGCAGGAUCCAAGUUGGGGUUUGCGAGAUGUAACAGAUUUGAAAAUAUUAGCUGCAGAGAAUAAUAUCAAAUUAAUAGAAAUCGUAGAUAUGCCCGCUAAUAAUAAAACGAUCAUUUGGAAAAAAUGCGCUUAUUCGUAAGGAAUUGAAGCUCGUGAAACAAGUUUGUUCUUAAACGAAUUGUAAACUUAAAUUUACACAUAUGUAUAAGUUUAUUUUUAUUCAACUAAGUUAAAGCAUUAUUUUUUCAUCGCACA